Adineta ricciae is the source of this 435-nucleotide messenger RNA. NCBI's taxonomy places the organism in Eukaryota, Metazoa, Rotifera, Eurotatoria, Adinetida, Adinetidae. The record is from the annotation of a GenBank genome assembly.
AUGACAAUAUCGACAACAAUUAUGGCUACUGUUAUUCAAUUUUAUUCAAUUUUAAAUGAAUCAAUGGCUCUUGAUUUAUCUCAUCAAAUAGUUAAUCAUGGUUUCUUACGAAUUAUUCAAUAUUAUCAUAGACAAACACGAAUUCCACCGAUAGCAAUUUUAAAGUUAUAUCCCAGGUCAUUUCCGCUCGGUCGGAACCGGCUGGAACCAGCUGAAUCCGGUGACCGUCAAAAACCACUUGAAUCCGGUGACAAUCGAGAAUCAGCUGGAUCCGGUGACCAUCGGAAACCAGCUGAAUCCGGUGAUAAUCGGGAAUUACCUGGAUUCGCUCCUCCGACAGCUUCAACAUCUCUUUUCGCCUGUUUUCAGCCUAGAUCUACUACACGUUACAAGCAUCGCUCUCAAACGAAUCAAGCGUACUCACCAACUUAUUAA